AUGGCACUCAAACGCGAAGAGGCAAUGCACGAUUCGCGCGACGAAAGUGCGCAGAGCCGCUUUAUACCUGAUCUUGCCAGUCUGAAUGCCUUCGCUCAGGGCUACGAGCGGCUUCAACACGACAACGACCACCUCCGGAACGAGCUUGCUGAGCGCACCCAUACUCAUGAUCAAGCCGUCACCCAACUUCGGAAGGCAGUGGAGCAGCAGGGUGCCGACCAUGCUGCUACGCUCAAGGCGAUGGACGAGGAGAUGCAUAUACUGCGACGAGAUAAAGAGAGUCUGAGAGAAGGCAUCGAAGAUAUGAAGUUCCAGAUCACUCCAGUCAACGACGAGGUUACUAGACUGAGAGCAGACAAUGCGAGGCUUCGGCGUUGGUUGCUUAACAGCACCCGCGAGGUCAAACGCUUACAUGACAAGAUCAAAGAUUGCAACAAGAGCUUUGAGGGCUACAAAAAGCGAGUGAAGGCUUUGGCGAGCGAAGAUUAG
Molecule: messenger RNA, 489 nt
Organism: Alternaria hordeiaustralica
Lineage: Eukaryota; Fungi; Ascomycota; Dothideomycetes; Pleosporales; Pleosporaceae
Exons: 2
Coding region: 1-489 (162 amino acids)
Source: RefSeq, a predicted model, not a curated record